Molecule: messenger RNA, 1450 nt
Organism: Talaromyces proteolyticus
Lineage: Eukaryota; Fungi; Ascomycota; Eurotiomycetes; Eurotiales; Trichocomaceae
Product: TPR domain protein
Exons: 2
Coding region: 58-1284 (408 amino acids)
Biological process (GO): cell division
Molecular function (GO): protein binding
Source: RefSeq, a predicted model, not a curated record
AAUACCUCAAGAACACUCCAUACUUAUAAUAUAUUUUCUUUCUUUCCACGUCAAGGGAUGGGCAAGUCAGGAACGAAAAACAAGAAGAAUUCAGCGAAGCACAAAAAAUCCGUUCUUAACGGAGUCGGCGGUGUUGUCUUCAAACCACAAAUGGCGGAGCAGACUUCGGAGCUUUUAGAGAAAGCCACCGUUCUACUUCAAACAGGACAGGCUGAAGCUGCUCUCCCUUUAGCUCAGCGAGUGCUAGAGAUUUCUGCGGAAGACUCUCCAGAAUCAUUAUCAUCAAUUAACCUCAUCGGCGAAAUAUACGUCGAACUCGGUGAAAUUGAUGCCGCUCGUCAAAGUUUCCUGCGCGCAGUACAGAUUGAUCCCGAAGGAACGACGCCUGAAGCACAAGGUGGGGGUGCGGAAAAGUUCUUAUGGCUUGCGCAAUUAAGUGAGCAAGGUGGUGCAGAUAGUGUGGGAUGGUAUGAGAAGGGUGUCAGCGCAUUGAGAAAUGUGAUUCAAUCAUUGGAACAAAGCGCACAGCCUGAGGAUGCUACAAUUGUCGAGGAGAAACGAAAAAAGCUAGCGACAGCUCUAUGUGGAGUUGUCGAGCUAUACAUGACCGAUCUCUCGUGGGAAGAAGAUGCCGAAGCCCGAUGCGAAGCCCUCGUUACUGAAGCCCUUACCGUCGCACCUGACUCCCCGGACUGUCUACAGACCUUGGCGUCAGUUAGGAUAUCUCAAUUACGCGUGGAUGAAGCUCGGACGUCUCUUUCUCGAAGUCUGAAUAUCUGGAAGGAUUUGCCGCCAGAGGACCCCAAGGUUCCGGAUUUUCCAUCGAGAAUUAGCCUUUCGCGGCUGCUUAUGGAAGUGCAAAUGGAACUUGAAGCACUGCAAGUACUAGAGCGACUUAUUCUUGAAGACGAUGAAAGCAUUGAGGCCUGGUAUCUUGGUGGAUGGUGUCUUUACUUGAUGGCCGAAAAGGAAAGAGAACAACCAACGAAGAUAGAUCCUAGGUCGUCAGCUGAAGGAAGGCGACACGAUUCGAUGGUUGCUAGUCGGGAAUGGCUUAAGCAAAGCUUGAAACUCUACGUGAAAAUGGAUUACGAAGAUGAAAAGCUCAAGGAGCACGCCGUGGAGCUCAUUCAGGAGUUGAAUAAAGAACUGGGAGAAGACGAUGACGAUAGUGAAUCAGAUGCCGUUAUUCCAGGCGGCGAAGAGGACGAUAUAGAUGAGGAGAUUGAAGUUCUAUCUGGAGAAGAUGACGAAGACGAAGAUCAUGAGAUGAAAGAUCUAUGAAUAAAAUAAUCAACGUUAAAUACAUUAUUUAUAUUGAAUUGAUAUACGUCCUCUUAAAUUAACCCAAAUUUAGCGCCCCAUGGAUUAUUCUCAUGUUAUGAUUGCCUGGGUUUCGUUACGAGAAGAGUAUAUAGUAACGUGAUAUACUAUAUAGAGUGUAUUGCCC